This is a messenger RNA of Dreissena polymorpha, 4914 nucleotides long. RefSeq lists its product as uncharacterized. Gene Ontology annotation, biological process: regulation of transcription by RNA polymerase II. Gene Ontology annotation, molecular function: DNA-binding transcription factor activity; RNA polymerase II cis-regulatory region sequence-specific DNA binding. The record is from RefSeq and is a predicted model, not a curated record. The transcript has 22 exons. Bases 115 to 3828 code for a protein of 1237 amino acids. Lineage: Eukaryota; Metazoa; Mollusca; Bivalvia; Myida; Dreissenidae.
GGGAGAUAAUUUCAAAUGCAUUGUGGGUAAUAAAAAUCUUGAUCGGAGUGAAGAGGAUAUUGAUAUUUUCUGACAAAAUUAUCAUUCAAUCACGCAAGCAAGUAAAAGGUGACGAUGGAACUUGAGGAUGACAACAGCAACUUCCUGGGGUCACAUGACAGCUCAACACAGCUUGAUACUGACAUUGCCCAGCACACUGUCUACCAGCUACAGGGUACUGGUGAGGAGGGUGAGAUGUCAGUCACGUAUCAGAUUAUAGACCAGCAGGUGACAGAGGAGGGCCUAAUGCAGCUCACACUGUCUGACGGCGUCAACAUCAUACAGACCACCAUGGCCACCGACCAGCUACAGUAUCUGAAUAACAGUGAAAGCAUCAUGUUACAGACUUCCAAUGGUAAUCAAGCAAUUUCUGAGGCAGCAUCCAAUGAAGAUUAUGCUGAUCAGGAUACAUCACAUGACACCAAGUGUAGCCAAUCAGAUGAAUCGUUACAAACCAGUGUCAUAGAUGGUCCUGACCAAUCAGAAACUGUGAACAUGCUUGAUGUGCUAAACAAGCCAAUGAAAUUGCAAUUCCAGGAAGCAGCAGAAGAAGAUUCUGGGGAUAUAGUUUAUGAAAACCAAAAUAAUGAGGCCAAAGAGUGUGAGAGUGAAAAUACACAUGAAAUAAAUGGGUCUUUAGAUGCUUCAACUGAUCUGCAAGAUAAAGACAACAGCAUAAACCAGCCAAUAGAAGAUCAAGAUUUAUCAUCCAGAUUUGAGAAGGCAGCAGCUGAUGGUGUUAUGAGCACCUCAAAUAGCUCUGCUACAAAGGUCAAGGUCAAAGAGAAGCAUCCUGACCUUUCGCGACCCAUAGAGGUCACGGACCACAUGGAGGUAAUGGUGAAGGGCAAGAAGUGUCUGCUCAAGGUCAACCCAGACACCGGCCAGCUGUGUGCAUAUCCUCUCAUUACCACAGGGAGAAGACGAGGUCGCCCCAGGAAGUCCAGUGUGGAGCCAGCAGACGACACGUCCAACGACGCUGAGCCCUCUCCAACACCAGAGACCAGCAGUGCUGCCGAGGGACUCCUGGAGCUCUCGUGUGGUCCUGAUGGGGUAAGACGAAGUAGCCGUAGGAACAAGGGCAAACCAAAAACAUUAGAAGAUUAUGAGGUGUUCGAAGUAUCCAGCGAUGACGAGGCAGCCGUUGAUUCGGGGGACGACGAGGUGUUGCCAUCUGGAGCCAUACGUAAACGUAAAUCUCAGUCCAACAAGGAGUACCUGCCUCCCGCCCAUAUAGCCGUGCCAGGGGGUCAGAAGAGGGGUCGUGGUCGUCCCCGGCGAUAUCCUGCCCUAAGUGAACCUAUACCUCCCAUAACCCAGAUCCCUGCUAUGCUCAUACCCUCCAGUGAUGGCCACACAAUCAUGAUGACCCCUUUAAGGGGUUACUCCAACUUGGAUAGUUUUCAUGAGCAGUUCAAGGGUAUCACGCUGAUACAUGGCGGGGAGGGAGGACUCGUAACAGACGACGGUACCCAGUACCUCAACAUCACGUCAGCAGACGGCACUAUGAUCACCUUGCAGCUGAGAAACACAUCAGACAGUUUGGAUCCUGCAGAAAUACAGCCUGGUUCUGAGUCGAACACGAUGACAGACAGCACCUUAUCUAUCGAGGUUACCCAGCCCCCAGACAUUGAUACUAGCGUAGACUCGUGUGGAAUUGUAAAAUCUGCCUUGGUCACCUCUGGGAUGACCACACCUGAUUUAGCAAAGCUCGGAAUUAGUGUCAUGGAAAAUGAGUUGUCUGACGUUAAUGAUGACAUAAAUGAAAAUAUUGAUAACUCUGCAGAUAGCAGCGCAGCAUCUGCUUUAACUACAUCAGGAAUGGUCAGUUCUAUAAUGACCUCUUGUCAACUUGUCAGUGCAGAAAUCGGAGAUACGGACAUUGAAAAUUCUCAGAUAUCCACGACAGUUACCUCAUCGGUUAGUUCUGGCGAUUCUGAUCUUUUGACGCCUGGAAUGAGCACUAUUGAAAUUGGCAAACUCGAUGAAGGGACUAUGGAAUCGGGAAACUUGCAGUUGAAUUCUACAGAUUUCGAUAAAAUGCUUGGCGUAAGCUCAAACAUGAGUGGCCUUGAGAUGGCUGGUCCUGGCAUGGUCUCAUCGGAAAUUGCGGCGUCUGCUAUGGCCACUUCGGACAUGGGAGUGUCAAUGCUGGGAAAUGGAGACGAUGAUGAUGAUAUUGACCCUGAAAACUGUUCUGAUAUGAAAGAUCUGCCUGAUGCGCGCUCUGCCUUGAUCAGUGACGAGAUGUUACAUGGCUUGAAAAGUGAAGUUGUUAACCAUACUUUUAGCACGGAUACAAUAGUUUCAGGCCCGUCCAGCUUUACAGUGACUGCCAAGUCCAGGGGUGAUGGCACUACUAUCAUUCAGAUCCCAGAAAAACUGCUGCCCAUGUUCACCCAGAGGAAAGAGCCCAUAACUAUUGGUCUGAAGGCCUCCGAGGUGUUUCUGGAGAAGUUGAAGUGUCGCAAGUGUGGUUACCAAGGUUACUACGAGCAACAGUACCAGGACCACAUCGCCACUCACACGGAGGACAUUCUGAAAUGCAAAUGCUGCAAGUUUGUCACCUUCGAAAAAGACGAUCUCAUAGUGCAUUUUAAGAAGAACCAUCCCCGUUGCAUCUGCAGUUACUGUAACUACAUGUCUGACCAGGCCUACAUUAUCAAGAGACACACCAUGAGGCACACGCAGGAGGGCUGUAAAUGUGAUAUCUGUGGCAAAGUGUACAAGGACCAGUAUGUUAUGAAGAUGCAUGUGAAAAUGGUGCACAUGCCUGCAGACGUUCUGUACGAGUGUAACACGUGUGCCAAGAAGUUCUCCAGGAAAGCCCACUUAAAGCGACAUCUGCGAAUACACGAGCCAGAGAAGCCAUUUAAAUGUCACCUGUGCAACUACAGGGGUUGUGAGAAAUCGGACAUCACGAAGCAUAUGCUGAUACACGAGGAGCCAAAACACGUGUGUGAGGUCUGCAGCAAGUCCUUCAGGCAUCUCAAGAACAAGGAACUCCACAUGAAACGGCAUUCUGGUCAGAGAGAUUACAAAUGUGGUGUCUGCGAUUUUUACGGGUAUACGUUCACAGAUAUACGUAAACACAUAGAACGGAAACACACGAACACCAGAGCACAAGUCUGUGAUAAAUGCGGAGGCAUGUUCCAAACAGAGGAGCAAUAUAGGGAGCACAAGGCACAGCAGUGCGAGGUGAUGAUGAUUGAGCAGGCGUUGGCGAUAGCAACCACCAAUGGUGGCACAACACAGGCCACGAUUCAGAUCCCUUGCAACCUGACUCUGGACUCUGUGAUUCACAUCGAUGGUCAGAACAACGUGGAAAUGGGUCAGGACGGAGUAUUGAACGAUUGCUCUGCAAACAUGUCAGGUGAAGGUCAAUUCAAUUUGACGGAAGAUCAGAUUCGUGCCUUAGCAACAGGUCAGUUGACAGAGGCUGACCUUCAAGCCUUAGUGGCACAAUCCCAGCUGAGUUCCAAUGAGUUGCAGGAGCAGGUAACCAAUGGCGACCAUGGUGACAUGGCAAUACACAUGACUGAGGAACACAAACAGAUGCAAGACUCCUACAGUACAAACCUGGAAGAACGUUCCACAAGCAGGAGCUUGUUGUUCAAGCACGCUGCAGAUUCUCUAACAGAGGAAGACGAGGAGGAGGAGGAAGAGAUGGAAGAAAACAUGGAAGUUCAGGGAGAUGUGGAAGAAGUGCUAGACAAUGGCAUGGAAGGAAUGGAGAGUGACACAGAUGAUAAAACUAACGUCAUGGAUAUGGUGAACAUCAUAAGAUGAAGUGUGGUGGGAGCAGUACAUGCACAAUAUUUGCUGCAAGGAAAGGGUACCUUUAAGGAAAUAGAUCAUCAGGUGAAUUUGGAAGAGAUGCUUGAAAGUCAUAUGGGGGGAAGGGAUAUUGCGGAGGUGAUGAAAUGAAAUUUCAUGGAUAUGAUGAAAAUCAAAUGGUGAGCUGUAGUUUUAGUCUCAACGCACAAGCUUUGUGCUUCCUUGUAAGGAUUCUUUGAAGUGGAUAUAUCAUCAGUGGAAUGUGAUAAUUGAAUUGAAAGAAGGAAAAGAUGCCUGGAUGAUAGCACAAAUGUCACGGACUUGGUGAAUGAUAAGAUGAUCAUAUUUAUCCUAUGCAAAGGUGAGAAAAUAAACAUGCAGGAACGAAUGGGAAGCAAUGUGUCAAAAAUGUCAUUGGAAUAGAAAGUAUCAUAAGAUAUCAAAGAAUGCUUACAUUGUCAUUGAUUAUUUGUAUGGAGUUAAAAAUGGUCCAUUAAAUGUCAAAGAUACCCUUGACAAAUGAGUUUAAGGGACAGAUACAGUGAUGUCAAUGACAUUCGAAAGUCAUGAAUAUUAUUGUUGCCAUGCAAAUAAAAUACAAAAGAGUUAUAUCAAGUUAAAAAAUGAGUUCCUUGACAACACAUGGGUGGUUAAUAGUGACCAGUGAAAUAAUUGUUUUUUUAAGUGACCAUUAUUCAGGGAUAUACAUGUAUGCUAAUAUACAAUAUUUAAUUUCAUGCAAAGUACGUGCCAAGAGAAAAACAAGCUUUCUUUGCUCAUCUAUACUGAUCAGAGCAUUUGUGUUUCAAAGGACACACCCUUAUGAUCAUGUGAUGGUUGUGAUGAGAAGUACAAAAUGGUGGCAAAUAUUACCUAUGAAGGUCAACAAUCCAUUGAAUUGCCUUGUAAGUUGAAGAGCAGGUAAAAUAAGUGAAGGGCAGCAAAAGCAAACAAUUAGAAAGGUGGAAUUGGUCAAAUGUCUGAUUAUGUGAGAUAAUUUUUUAAGGAUUUUUUUUGGUUCAAAUUUAUGCUUGACCUUGAAAAAAGAAAGAAACUGUUGCAUAAUAGCAUGAUCUUUUUGUUUGUAUUUGUGAAAGU